Molecule: messenger RNA, 1985 nt
Organism: Ictalurus furcatus (blue catfish)
Lineage: Eukaryota; Metazoa; Chordata; Actinopteri; Siluriformes; Ictaluridae
Product: baculoviral IAP repeat-containing protein 5
Exons: 4
Coding region: 216-638 (140 amino acids)
Source: RefSeq, a predicted model, not a curated record
ACGCGUUGGUGAAGUACAGCAACGGGGUUGCGUGAUGACGUUUCAACCGGUUACGUUUCAACCAAUCAGAGGAGACGUCGCUCUUGAAGCCUAAAAUUCAAAAGUGAUAGCUGUUGAUGUUAGCUGACUGUUUUGCUAGCUUGGUUUUUAACACUGUGAUAGAACUUCUGAACUAAUUAGCGCCUUUUUUUUUUUUUUUUUGCUUUUUUCAAAACAUGGAGUUUAUGAACGAAGAUUUAAAAAUGUACUUUUACGAGAACAGGUUAGCUUCUUAUUCAGGGUGGCCGUUUGAUGAGGACUGCGCCUGCACGUCGGAUAAUAUGGCCAAAGCUGGUUUCAUCCACAAACCCACUGAAAACAGUCCGGAUGUGGCCCAGUGCUUCUUCUGCUUUAAAGAGCUGGAGGGUUGGGAGCCUGAGGAUGAUCCUCUCAAGGAACACAAGUCUCACUCUCCAACUUGCAAUUUCAUUCUGCUGAAAAAGCCAGUGGAGGAGCUCACAGUGGAGGAGAUUCUGAAGCUGCAGAAAGAGAGGCAAAAGUUCCACAUUAAAAUGGCCUGCAGACAAGUAAUUGAGAAGUUUGAGGAAGCAGCAAAAUCGAGAAGAGGUGACAUUAUCAAACUAGCCAUGGAAGGCUGAAUGGAGAUUUCUGUCUUUUCCUCCUAUGAUUGCUCUUUUGUUAUCGGUCAUGGACAUGGUCCAAAGCUCCACUACCAUCCUUGUGUUUACUAAAAAAAAAAUUUAUUAAGAGAAUGACCUUAUUCUUCACAACCUCUUUAAUGCAGUUUUAUAUCAACUCCCCAUGAUUACAGAGGUGGAUUCAUACAGCCUGGCUAAGUUCCUUCUCUAUAUUCAUGAUGUUGCAUGGAUAAUACAGCUAGAUACUGUAAUUGGAACUGAACAGUCCCUUAAGUUUAAGUUUUUGUCUAUGUUUUCCUAGUCUGUAAUGACAUGAAAGCUAUUAUGACUUGUCAUAUCUUUUUAUUUUAUUUUAUUUUUUACAAAAGUGUCCUUCAAAAGUUUCACAUUUGUCAUAUAGUAGCACUUCAGUACAUUUGCACAUUUUUUUUUUCUGUGAUUGCGUUAUUGUUUGUGAUUUUUAUGUUUUUGUGAUUUGCAGCAAUAAAUGUUACAAAAUGUUUUGUUUGGUCGGUUGGUUGUUUUUGUUUUGUUUUUUGCAUUUUUAUUGUCCCCCCCCCCUCCCCCGUCCUAAUUGUGGAUUACUAAUAUAGAAGCCUAGCUUCUAUAUUACACAAACAUGAUCAGAGUUCCUUCUUGGCUAUUAUACUGGGCUUUGAUGUGGACACUCUUCUCAUCAGAAGUUGGGGAAAAAUAGCUAAAAUGCAUAAAACAAGAUAGUUAAUGUGCCAAAAAUGGGCAAAAUUAAGAUUCAGUCUUAAGCGUCAGUCUACAGAUGCUCAUGAAAUAAAGAAGACUCUUCAUAGCCUCUCCACCACUCUGUAUAUUUCCUUGAAGCUAAUGGAUUAAUGCAGUCCUAAACUAUAAACUAGUUGGAAUGUUUUGUUAAAGAACAUUCAAUGGUAGAGAUCAGGGCUUUUCAAACAUUUUUCUACCAGGGACCCCCUCAGUAUAGAUUUACUAUACUAUCCAAGUAUUCAAAUAUUAGGCUCAUCAUUCAAAUGUGUAGCUUAAUAGGUAGCACUCUAUUGGACAGGUACCUGCAUAGUUUCUUUAUAACAACACAUAAGCUCUGCAUAAAUAUUUUAUUAAAGCAAUGUGGGGGAAUUUAUGAAAGGCUUAUAUCAUAAUGGGUACAGUAAUAUUGGAGGUUUUGUGCAGGUUUGUCUUUACAGGGAAGAGAGAACAGAAACCAGCAAUUAUUGUUAUGAGGUGACUGAUUAACAUACUCUGUUACUUAAAAUGCACCUAUUAUGGUUUUGGAACAUGCCUAAUUUUGUUUUAAAGGUCACACACUAUAAAAAAAAAGAUUCAUUCUAAACUCCUCUUUUCAGAGAGCAUACUCUG